AUGGAGGGCGAAGCCUGCAGUGCGUACGCACUCAACCUGUGCGGGCUCGGCCACGGUUUCGAUAGUUUUGAUGCGCUCGAAGCAAAGUUGGCCGCACUCGGCCCAAAGGAGCGAGCGGUCCUAACCGACCUCAACCUGAGCCACAACAACCUCAUCGCCCUGCCCCCUUCCCUCUUCCAUCUUCCCCAUCUCACCCGCCUCGACUUGAGCUUCAACCAGCUGCCGACGCUCCCGGCAGCAGUGGGCGGACUCACUCAGCUGCAGGUCCUCAACCUGUUAGGCAACCCUCUUGCAGCUCUUCCGCUGGAGAUGCAGGGGCUGACGGAACUCAGAAAGUUGAAGGUGUCGAACGUCACGAAGCGGAAGCUGGCCGCCAACCCGCAGCUCUUCCUGCGCUACUUGAAGCCCUUGCCCCUCAAACCCAGUAAGUUGUGA
Messenger RNA from Acanthamoeba castellanii str. Neff, 435 nucleotides. Its product is annotated as leucine rich repeat domain containing protein. Gene Ontology annotation, molecular function: protein binding. The transcript is spliced from 3 exons. The record is from RefSeq and is a predicted model, not a curated record. NCBI's taxonomy places the organism in Eukaryota, Discosea, Longamoebia, Acanthamoebidae. The coding region runs from base 1 to 435 and encodes 144 amino acids.